Molecule: messenger RNA, 4595 nt
Organism: Zootermopsis nevadensis
Lineage: Eukaryota; Metazoa; Arthropoda; Insecta; Blattodea; Termopsidae
Source: RefSeq, a predicted model, not a curated record
CCCUUUGCAGUCCAAAACCUGAUCCGGAAGGGACAGCAGAACUUCCCACAAAACUCGAUCCCAGCCUCAGUCCUGGACUCGCGACGAUCGCCGCUGGAGUCAGUACGACCGUGUGCGAGGACUCCAGCAACACAAGUAGCAUUAUGUACCCGUCCUCAGGUAGUGCGCCUCACACCACGGGGAAUACCGGAGCGGGGAAAAUCAGCUACCGCGGUAUCUUCACUACUACCUCUAGUGGCAGCACUGUCUCCGCCAGUAUGGGUCCCAACGGAGGCGGAAGUCUCACUGGUCUGGGCACAGGCCUCGCUGCUGCUACCACCUCUCCAACUGCUCAAGGCAUCAACCACUGGCUACUCCCUAGUCCAGACAAAACACUAUUCCCUCCCCUGUUUGGUCUGCUCGGGCAACAACCACAACACCCUCAGUCCGCAGCGUCACCUCAACAGCAACAACAACAACAGCAGCAGCAGCAGCAACAACAACAACAACAACAGUAUCCCUCCGCGAGUCCAAGUCCCGCUGCAAUUCACUACGAUGAUGGAUCUCAGCAGCAUCAGGAAGACCUGAUAGGACUCGGCAUAGAGUGUGGACCUGGGGGGAACAUGGCGCUCAAACAACCUCCGACAUAUUCAAGUUGCAGCGGGGGUUCAAUCGCUGACGUUCAACAGCAGCAAGAGAUGGCAUACAGUCGGGUGGGACAGUCCCUCGUGCCCUCAACGGGGAAGUACCAGUGGUUGGACUCGCAAGUUGUGGCUGCGUACGGCUCUGGGAUGUCUGUCCCUGGACCCUCAGGGCUCAUCCCCAAACAGGAGCCUUUCAGUGCCUGUGCGGGGGGUGGUGGAGGGACGUCAGGCAGUGGCGGGGGUGCAGGGGGUAGUGUGGGUGAUGUGCAACAAGCUCAAGAACAGCAACAACAGCAGGGAGGGAAUUUCUCGGUGCAGCUUGCUGAAUACAACCCGUCCACAAGUAAAGGUCACGAGAUUCUGUCGCAAGUUUACCAGCAGUCGCCAAUGCCGCUCAAGUUGGUACCAGUGAAACCUAGAAAGUAUCCGAACAGGCCUAGUAAGACACCGGUGCACGAGAGACCCUACGCGUGUCCAGUCGAGAACUGCGAUAGGCGUUUCUCAAGAUCGGACGAGCUGACGCGUCACAUUAGAAUCCAUACAGGACAGAAACCGUUUCAAUGUCGGAUUUGCAUGAGAUCUUUCUCCAGAUCUGAUCAUCUCACAACGCACAUCCGAACGCACACAGGCGAGAAACCGUUUCAGUGCGAUACGUGUGGACGGAAGUUUGCGAGAAGCGACGAGAAAAAACGCCAUGCAAAAGUGCAUCUCAAACAGAGGCUCAAAAAAGAGAGCAAGCUGAUUGCAGGGGGCGCUUCGAGUAGCUUGUCGACAGCCGGCACUAACCAGCAGCAGCAGCAGCAGCAGCAGCACCAGCAACAAGCAGGACACCACCUGCACCACAUGCACCCACAUCAUCAGCAUCACCACCACCAUCAUCAGUCCGCUACGACCACAAGCGGAAUCCAGCAGCAACACACGGUGACCUCAGACGACAGCCUCACCAUGCCUGUUACGACCUCUCUAUAAACCUUGACUCUUGAAACAAAUUAUGGUGCAAAAUGUGUUCUCUUUAUCCUGUUCGUACGUCAUAUGUUCCGUAUCCCCACCCACUUUAUGUUAACUGUGAUUUUUCUCGACAGCGAUGAAGAAUGUCAAAGACCUUACUUAGUACGGAAAGUUAUUUUAUGUACAUAGACAAGGCCGUUGACGUAUUAAGUUUUGUGCGUCAAAACAGAGAAACCAUGCACAUUUUACUUCGCACUUCGUUGUUCAAUUCUUUGUUGUAAUUUGACGAAAUACAUUAUUAAUUGUUGUGUGUGUGCAUCGUUGGCGCUCUGUGGAAAACCAGCAAAAGGAGAGAGAGAGAGAGAGAGAGAGAGAGGCAGUGGACUCUAUGGUAAUAUUCUUUUUUGUUAUGGAACAUGACAAAUUAUUUUUUUAAAAUACAAGUCGAGCUGUUGCAUUUUAAUGAAAACAAAAACGAAAAGCCACAUUUUAGAAAUGUGCCGUUUCUGUUAUUUUUUCACGUUGCCAAAAAAAAUUGCGUAAAAUGGAGAGAAGUCACGACCGUCUGUGUCAGUUAGUAGCUGGAUCGGUCACGUGACGCUUUCCGCCCUUUAACAGAAAUGUCCUAUUUUUGUACAAUUUUAAUUUCAUUAAUUGGGUCUUUUUUCCGACUAAAUGCUGUGUUGUGUGACGUAUUUGUUGUUGCUUUAGUUUUUAUUUGCAGGCCGGUAAAAGGCUUUAACAUAGUGGAAAGAAACCAGAAAAUAACAAAUGGCUUUAAUUAAUGGAUAUAAGAUCAUAAGAUGCUAUGUAUUUACAUAUUUCUUGUAACUGUACCAAACUUUGUAGGGGUGGCGGUUUCAUAAAAAGUGUUGGAAGGAUGUCUUCAGAACAGAGGAGGCAAGAUAGCCCUCAUUUUCUGACCAACAAUUUUGUUCCCAAUAUUAAAUUUAAUUUUUCUCGAAAAUCAGGUCACAAGAGAGGAAAAAAAAAAGAGAGAAAAUUUUACAGACAGAUAUAUAUUUAUUAAACAAUAACUCCUCCCAAGUCAGCGCUGUCCUUUUUAAACUGCCACUGUGACUAUUUUGAUGUUUGAUGUAAAAAAAUGACAGAGUGUCUCAAUGUUAUAUAUGUAUAUGUUAAAUGUUCGUCCUUCGGGAAGACUUCUCCUUCUAACGACACCGCCUCUACAAAAAUUUUGCAUUGUUGCCAAAUAACAACUUGUUUUAACUGAACAAAACAUUCCGUAGAUUUUAAUGAGAACUGGAGCUGUUUAAUACAGAGGAUAUUGGCUACCCACAAACUAAAUCUACUGGCAGAACCUCGUAUCUAUGCUAGCGGCAUUUGUUCAAAAUCUGUUUCAAACUUAUGAAUCAAGAAACAAAAAUUAUAUAAUUUUAAAUAUAACGGUCAUACACGCACAUCAGACAUCACAUUAUGACGUCAUCCACUUUUCAUAUUAGACAAGGGACGGAACCCUCGCCCAAAACAAAACCCCCGAACAUGCCGGGAAAUUGCCUUAAGGAAGAAAUUGUAUUCAAAUGCCCAAAGUCUUAUCACUUUGACUGUUGAUUAAGUACAGUAGACGUUUUAAUGUAUCUUCCUAGUUAUUCUCUUCUGUUCCCUGACUCCAGAAGAAAGAAUCUAAAAUCCUUUCUAAAUAAUGUGUAGUUUACAUUUUUACAUACGAAAGUGGCUGGAAACCGUGAUUUACUAUUCAAAAAAAAAAUACACGUGAUAUUCGUUAUAUUUCAAAAUUAGGAAAAUUUUGACUUUUCGUACGCGCACUGAAGAAACUUUCGUUACAUUUCAAAACUCUGUAGUUGUAGUGGGAAUGGCAAACAACAUGGCAGCCAGCAAGAAAACGCGAAAUUAGAAACACUGCUGUUGCCAUGGUGAUCUUCAGCGCGUGUGUGCCCGCGCAUUCGAUCCCUGGUCGCGUACACAAUCACCAGCUCAAAUCGCCCAUAUCACAGAUUGGUGGCUAGCUCUUUCAAUUAUGCUCCUCUCAAUUAUUGUGGUGCUAGACGUAUUCGUUGUUUCUCAAGAUAGAUGUAUAUUGUUUCAUUAAAAGAUGCAUAUUCGUUACUAAGACGCCUUUUCGUAUUGCAGUUGUUAUUGGUGGAACCUACCUUUAAGCAAAAAAGCGUACAAAUUCAGGCCUAAAACGCCAUAACAGCCAAAUAAAACAUAAGGAAAACGUGGAGAUGUACAUAGACUAAAAAAAUAAAUUGUAUAUAUAGUCUACAUUAAACUAUUAAAAUUAUAACAUUGUUGAAUUACUUGUAACUAUUGUUAUGAAGUGAAUGCAAGAAACUUAGACGUCCUCUUCCCGCUCGUGUUUGAUGACCAAGCCACCGGUCAAUAUUUUACUCAGACACCCAAUUUUUCUUUGUCCUAAAUAUGACACAUUGUAUGUAUGAAUGUACUGGUACUGAAAGAUUUUGACUUCGUUGUUAUUUCAUUAAAUGAAGAGGGGGAUAAAUUACUUUUAUUAAAAUUGUCUUUUGUGUUACGUAGUGCAUUAUAAAAAAAAAAUCACCUCUUCCGAAAUCUUCAGAGAAACAAAACUCUCCCUUCUCACUACAGUAAUAUAUUUGCACAAACUGUUUUUCUAUUGUUGUACUCUCGUGAUGACCGAAAAAAUUGUGGCGGGCAGUUCCUGGAACAGCCUAUGUAUCCGCGACCCCCCCCUCUCACCGACUUUUCUCGUUUUGUAAAAAAAAAAAAGAAUUAAAAUAAUACGUGUGAAGAGUCGUUAAAACGUCACGAGGCUGUUUCUCUAAAUGUGAUAUCUGCAGACGAAAUAUUAAAGGUGAUGUAACUGUUAUAAAUAGGAAUAUAAAAACUCACUCAAAAAUAUUUAUUUGUACUUUUCUCUCUCGCUGCAUUAGCUGUACAAGUUGAUGUUAUAAAACAAAAUAAAAGUAAAUGGCUGUAAUCUAUUAUUAUUAUUAUUAUAAUAUGAUGAAGAGUCUAUAUUAAUUUUAAGCAAAGAGAGAAAAUAUACAGAGGUAAACUAAA